AACUCAGAGAGGCAAAAAUACAAUGUUUUCUCCUACAGGUCCAGUUAAUAAUAGUGUUAAUCUGAUCUUGAUAUUUGGUUUUAGUUAACUGUUUGUUGUUUCUUCCUGUGAUGGCUGAAAUCAUGAUGUGUGAGCCUCUGGAGCUCUACAAUCUUCUCAACCAACGCAACUGUUGUGUUUCAAGGCUGGCAGAGAUCAACUACCUCUGUUUGAUUGAUGCUCGUGAAGCACCAGAUUACCAAACAAGCCACAUCCCAACAGCUCGAAAUGCCAAAGUGGAUUCAGAUACAUUUCUUCUGCCAGUGGCUGUGGAGGUGGACAGUAUGCAGCAUGUAGUAGUCUAUGACGGCAACACAAGCUGUUUAGAGGAGCAAGGCAGGGCAGUUGACUGUGCACGGGCCUUUGCUCAAGCAAGCCUCUAUCCAGUCAAGAUCUUAAGAGGAGGCUUUGAGACGUUCUCAGCUCUGUACACUUUUCUAAGGACGGAGAAAAUCCUCUACACCAUCUCGGAGCUGGAAAACCUGAAGGCUUAUCCAGUGGAGAUAAUAGCAGGACUGCUGUAUAUGGGCGACCAGAAUCAAAGCUUGGACUCCAGUAUCCUAAAAAACCUGAAGAUCAGCGCUGUCGUCAGUUUCUCAGAGAGUGUGGAAUCUACAUCCAUAAAGCGGAACCAGACCAUCCUAAACGUCCCUGCUGUCGACUCAGUGGCGUUUGAUUUGUAUUCAAGUUUUGAAAGGAUUUGUAGUUUCAUCGAUUCGAACAUCAACAUUGGCUUGCCUGUCCUGAUCGUUUCAGAGCAUGGCAGAAGCCGCUGCAGUGCUGUAACCAUCGCCUUUCUCAUGCACCACCACAAAUACACACUACAGGAGGCCUGGAGGUACAUGUGCAAAUGUAAACCCACCAUGAGGCCCAACACGGGGUUUCUACAGCAGCUGUCUGACUGGGAGCUUCACACCGCGGGAACAAAAGUGACUGACGCCUCUGAACCUUGUUUUUAACAAAGGAAGCUACAGCUUUGACAACAGUGUGACUCUAUUCACUUUCAGCAAUAAAGACUGCUGAUUGUGUUACUCUGCACUCACUCAAGUAAGCAGUGGGGUUGUCAUAAUAGAACUAACUCUGCUAUGAUAGUCAUAAUCAAUUGAUAGCCGAUCGAUACAUAUUUCUAUGUUCUAUGCACCCAAUUUUAGUUAAUUUCUUGUUUUCAGUAUUUAAAAAUUGCACCUGCACACGGUCUGAAUUGCACAAAUACGUAAAUGUUGUCAACUGAUUUUUGGGAUGUUGUGCAGUAGUUUGCCUUUUUUUUAGCUUUGGCAUUAUCAUUACAAGAACAGAAAUUGUAUCAUUUUAAAACAUGUGGCAUUGAAAAGUAUCAAGACAAUUUUGACAACCUCAGUGAGCAGUGGCAUAAUCCGUAAAUAGCCAAUUUAAUUAUUUAUUUAUUCAUCUGUAUUGCAUUUUGUAUUUCUACAAUUCUGCAAUUCAUUUAGUAGAUGCUUUUAUCCAAAGCGACGCAAAUCAGAGAGAAAAAACAACACAAGCAAGAAUCUAGAAAGGAGGAAACAAGGUCAGGAAGUGCAAACAAAAAGCUUUAACUCCGGUGGGACACACAGGAGCUGACAGGAGGAAAAGAAUAACAUCAAUAGCUUUUCAGAUUAUUUGUAUUAUUUGAUGCGAUUUUUGUUAUUUGAGGUGUUGACAUUUUAUGGACACCUUCCGAAACAGGUGUCAGCCAUGUUACAUUAAGAAAGCUUUUUAGAUUUUCCCCUCUGAAAUAUGUCUUCAAGAAUUUCGACAUUGCAACUAAAUGAGAGGAAACAAGAAGAAUAAAGAGUAAAGUGUCACCAAGGGACUUUUCAUGUGUUUUAAUUUACUUCACUUUGAUUCUCACUCUGCUUAUUUGUUUUUCUGUUUUAAAUAUAUAUAUUGAGAUGUGUUUCCCCCCUCCUCACUUCAGUAUCAUUGUAUUUUGAGUCCAUACCAUGCCAGAGUUUCUAACAAUGUUGAAGAAGACAGUUUGUCCUGUUACAUAACACCACUUCUAAAAAUACAGGCAAAAUGCCAACUUGUCAAGCAUUCAUUUUUCCUGGCACCAGAUCCACCAAACGAGCUAAAUCAAUAAACUUUUUACGUUUUUGUUUUAUAUGUUCUGAAAGUAGGCUCAAAGUUCGUGUUUUAACAUGUACAGUCUGCGGUUUUAAACCAGAAGUCGAGUGAUUUAUGAGAAGGAAUUCCCUGCAGGGUUAAACUCAGAGCACACAAAGUCACACAAAGUGCUGGUUUAAAGGUGCUGCGGUUGAUUGGCUGAUAAGAGGAACCCAAAAAACUCAACGGGACUUCUGAUUGGACCUGCCAGCACGCUCAGCGCAUGUGACACACACCGGAAAUGAC
Labrus mixtus (cuckoo wrasse) is the source of this 2391-nucleotide messenger RNA. RefSeq names its product serine/threonine/tyrosine interacting-like 1 (gene styxl1). Gene Ontology annotation, cellular component: mitochondrion. The record is from RefSeq and is a predicted model, not a curated record. Lineage: Eukaryota; Metazoa; Chordata; Actinopteri; Labriformes; Labridae. Gene Ontology annotation, biological process: negative regulation of cytoplasmic stress granule assembly; protein dephosphorylation; positive regulation of intrinsic apoptotic signaling pathway. The transcript is spliced from 8 exons. Gene Ontology annotation, molecular function: protein phosphatase binding; protein tyrosine/serine/threonine phosphatase activity; pseudophosphatase activity. Bases 111 to 998 code for a protein of 295 amino acids.